AAUGUUAUCUCACGCCCAUCCCAAACGCAGAAAGCCUAACAUUUCAGCAUUUUCCCCUGCAAAUUUUCACGCUGUUCUGCUCUCUAAUGGCGCCCGAAGCUCUCCAACAAGUAGAAGAAACCAUUUUUCGGUCGAAGCUUCCAGACAUAUACAUUCCGAAACACCUCCGUUUACAUUCUUAUUGCUUUGAGAACCUAUCCCAGGUGUCCUCCUGGCCAUGUCUGAUUAAUGGUGGAACAGGGGAAGUGUACACUUAUGCGGAUGUCGAGCUCACCGCCCGCCGGAUUGCCUCCGGUAUAAACAAGGUCCGCGUUAACCAAGGGGAAGUGAUUAUGCUCUUGUUGCACAGUUGCCCUGAAUUCGUAUUGGCCUUCCCCGGAGCUUUUUUCCGGGGUGCCAUCGCCACAGAAGCGAACCCGUUUUUCACUCCGGUAGAGAUUUCAAACCAGGCAAAAGCGUCGAAAGCAAAAGUUAUAAUCACGCAGGGGUGUUACGUUGAGAAAGUCAAGGAAUUUGCGGAGGAAAAUAACGUUAAGCUGGUGUGUAUUGACUCUGCUCCGGACGGCUGUUUGCAUUUCUCCGAACUGAGGAAUUCCGAUGAGAACGAUUUGCCCGAUGUGGAAAUCAAUCCCGACGACGUUGUGGCUCUUCCGUACUCGUCGGGAACCACUGGGUUCCCCAAAGGGGUGAUGCUGACGCACAAGGGUCUGGUCACUAGUGUGGCGCAGCAGGUCGACGGCGAGAAUCCCAAUUUGUAUUUCCACAGCGAGGACGUGAUCCUCUGUGUUCCGCCGCUGUUCCACAUCUACGCGCUCAAUUCGAUUAUGCUCUGUGGGUUGCGGGUCGGGGCGGCGACUCUGAUUCUGCAGAAGUUCAAGUUCGAGAUCGAGAAAUUGUUGGAGCUGAGACAGAAACAUAAAGUGACGAUAGCGCCGAUGGUACCCCCGAUUGUCCUGGCGAUCGCCAAGUCAACGGACACCGAUAAAUACGACUUGUCGUCGGUGCGAAUGAUGAAGUCCGGCGCUGCCCCCUUGGGGAAGGACCUCGAAGAUGCUGUUCGAGCCAAGUUUCCCGGUCCCAAACUUGGACAGGUACAGUCUUUUAUCUCUUAUUUUUAAUACUCAUUGAUGACAAAUAAUAAAAACAAUAAUAUAGAUAAAGUGUUUUA
Rubroshorea leprosula is the source of this 1168-nucleotide messenger RNA. NCBI's taxonomy places the organism in Eukaryota, Viridiplantae, Streptophyta, Magnoliopsida, Malvales, Dipterocarpaceae. The record is from the annotation of a GenBank genome assembly.